ACACACGGCGACUUGGGUGUGAGUGAGAGAGACCCUUGAGCUGAGAAGAAAUUGAGACUUUUUCUUUUUUACAGAGAGAGAGAGAGAGCGCGGACAGAGAAUGGUCAAACAUUACCAUGGCUCCCGUCAAUGGUUGAUAAACCUCUCUAUAAACAAGCUCUUUCUCUGUCAAAAAGUCUCUCUGGACUCUCUUUAAAAGAUUUUUCUCUCCCUCUUCUCUCCGUGUGGGUAAAGUUCUCUCUUUUUCUUACUGGGUCGUUGAAGGGUUCUUUGGUGGAGAUUUGAGCUUCUAUUGUCGGAGGAAAAGCUGAAUUUUGGUUAAACGAUUAUUCUUUGCUUUCUGGGUUUCCUUCCAACCUUGGUGGAAAGGGAAAUGGCUCAACAUUCGCACGUGCCAAAGUUUGGCAAUUGGGAAAGUGAAGAGAAUGUUCCUUACACAGCCUACUUUGAAAAGGCUCGAAAGGGUCGAGGUGAAGGGAAGAUGAUAAAUCCAAAUGAUCCCCAAGAGAAUCCUGAUUUAGGCUCAGAUUUUGAAGCUUCAGCUCAAGCUCCCUCUUCUGGGGGUGGAGUUGUAUCAGAGGAACCAACAGGGCAGGGAGCUGUUAGACGGGCACACGAGCGUCGCAGGAGCAGAGAAGAUGGUGACCUCAGACGGUUUACUGACUCUCCAGCACGCCAUGACAACAUGAAUCGUAGAGCUAGCAAUGAGCUAGCACCCCAGCGUUAUGGUGGUCGUGGAGUAAGUUAUGGUGAAAACCAAAGACGGACUGGAAGACCAAGUGCACAAAGCAUUGGUUCUGAUAACAGCAUGGAGCAAUCCCCACUGCAUCAUAAGGCCAAGAUUUCAGGGAGAGGUAGCGGGGCUCCAUCUCCUGCCUGGGAAGGAAAAGGUUCAUAUGAGGGUAGCCAUGGUACUCCUGGAAGAUCCCGAUUGAAACCAAGAGGCGAUGAAAGUCCUGAUAAGGGUGCUGCUGUUCCUAAAUUUGGUGAGUGGGAUGAGAAUAACCCCGCAUCAGCUGAUGGCUAUACUCACAUUUUCAACAAAGUGAGGGAGGAAAGGCAAAUUGAGGCAGGUAAAGUGCCUGGCAUGCCUACUGAGUCAUCCAUGAGCAACACUCGUAAGGAAACCCCCAGCAACAGCUCCAAGAGUUGCUGCUUUCCAUGGUUCAGAAAGUGAUGUCUUUGAGUACAUUGUGGAAAAUUAUGUGGUGUGUAGAACUUGUAAAUACUUUGAAGUCUCUCUUCAUGCAGAGUAACUUCUUUGAGUAUAUUCUCUCUAUUUGCGUGGCAGUAACUUCUUUGAGUAUAUUCUCUCUAUUUGCGUGGCAUUUUAUGAUUAUAAACAGCGUUUUUCUGGAACUGUAGUCUUGUUCUUUUCAGUCUAA
Molecule: messenger RNA, 1385 nt
Organism: Hevea brasiliensis (rubber tree)
Lineage: Eukaryota; Viridiplantae; Streptophyta; Magnoliopsida; Malpighiales; Euphorbiaceae
Product: RPM1-interacting protein 4
Exons: 4
Coding region: 374-1177 (267 amino acids)
Source: RefSeq, a predicted model, not a curated record